Messenger RNA from Schizosaccharomyces osmophilus, 1089 nucleotides. RefSeq names its product homoisocitrate dehydrogenase Lys12 (gene lys12). The coding region runs from base 1 to 1089 and encodes 362 amino acids. Gene Ontology annotation, biological process: isocitrate metabolic process; tricarboxylic acid cycle. The transcript has a single exon. Gene Ontology annotation, molecular function: isocitrate dehydrogenase (NAD+) activity; magnesium ion binding; NAD binding. Lineage: Eukaryota; Fungi; Ascomycota; Schizosaccharomycetes; Schizosaccharomycetales; Schizosaccharomycetaceae. Gene Ontology annotation, cellular component: mitochondrion. The record is from RefSeq and is a predicted model, not a curated record.
AUGACUUCAGUUCGUAAUGUCGUUUUGGGUCUUAUCCCAGCAGAUGGAAUUGGCAGAGAAGUAGUUCCUGCAGCUCGCCGCUUAGUAGAAAAUCUUCCAUCCAAACACAAACUUCACUUCGAUUUUGUCAACUUGGAUGCUGGCUGGGGUACCUUUGAACGUACUGGUAAAGCUCUUCCCGAUAUCACUUUAGAAAAAUUGAAAAAAGAAUGCAACGCUGCUCUUUUUGGUGCUGUUCAAAGUCCUUCCCACAAGGUUGAGGGCUACUCUUCUCCUAUUGUCGCUUUGCGUAAAAAGAUGGGUUUAUAUGCCAAUGUUCGCCCCGUUAAAUCUCUUGAUGGAGCUCAAGGCAAGCCUAUAGACCUUGUGAUUGUUCGUGAAAACACCGAAUGUUUAUACGUUAAGGAAGAACGUAUGGUCGUAACGACUCCUGGUAAGCGUGUAGCUGAAGCCACUCGUCGUAUCAGCGAAGAAGCAUCUGUUAAAAUUGGCAAAAUGGCUUUUGAAAUUGCAAAGUCCCGUCAAGCUCUUCGUGCCUCUGGUGCUGCUUCGAUUCACAAGAAUCCUUUGGUAACGAUUAUCCACAAAUCCAACGUAAUGUCCGUUACUGAUGGUCUCUUCCGCGAGUCUUGCAGACAUGCUCGCUCUCUUAACCCCUCUUAUUCCUCCAUAGCCAUGGAUGAGCAAAUCGUCGACUCUAUGGUAUAUCGCCUUUUCCGUGAGCCUCAAUGCUUUGACGUUGUUGUUGCUCCCAAUCUCUACGGUGAUAUUCUCUCUGAUGGUGCUGCUUCUCUCAUCGGCUCUCUUGGUUUAGUUCCUUCUGCCAAUGUUGGAGAUGAUUUUGUUAUGUCUGAACCUGUUCAUGGUAGUGCUCCAGACAUUGCUGGUCGUGGUAUCGCUAACCCCGUCGCUACAUUCCGUUCUGUCGCUUUGAUGCUUGAAUUUAUGGGCCACCAACAGGCCGCUGCUGAUAUCGUAAAUGCUGUCGACAAGGUUUUGGGCCAAGGAAAGAUUCUUACUCCUGAUUUAGGUGGUAAGUCUACUACGAGCGAAAUUACCGAUGCCGUUAUAGAUUCUUUGAGCAAUUAA